CGCUGCCGUGGCAACGAGUCCUGGGGGGGUUCCCCAACAGUGACGUAGGGGGAUUUCCACCCACCGUCUCAGACCGCCGUAGUUUGCUGGGAGGAGAAGUGAAACGAAAGACGACCAGCAAGCGAUGUUUUUGUCAUAUUGCCAUCAUUAGCGCACGAGUCAGGAGCCUCCGCGUCGUUUCUCUCGAGGCUUUCUUUAACUUCAAGCGGCCCAAAAGCGGACCAAGUACCCGGAAAUGAGUUCAUAACUACGUUCUGAUUUCUAUCGGAGGAUUUUCAGACGCAAUAUUUAACUACGAGUGCGGGUAGAAACCAGAUAGGGAGAGAGAGAUAAGGACUUUUAUCCUUCCCUGUUGAGCUGGCGAUGAUAAACAUGAGUAUUCGCAACGGCGCUGCGGAUAAUGGAGGAUUGGAUCUAGAUAUUAUCAACGAGUACCUUUUGGAAAAGUCAACAAAGGAGUUGUCAUUGGCAGUCCCUUCAACAAAACUGCUCCCUGGUCCUCCACCUCCACCUGUGGACCAGGACCUUCAGUCAAUUGAUAAACCAUCUAGGAGCAGGUGUGGUCCAGUGUUGGUUGCCAGAGGAACAGCACCACAACAAACAGUCAACUUGAACCAAAUCCCAGUCGCUCGUACUGAUGGUAUGGAACCGAUGCAUGCAGUCCGUGGUUAUAAAUCUCAUCGGCGUGGACCGGGAUCUUCAGGGCCCCGGCGCGUUCCUCCUCUGCAGACCGGAACAGAACAUCUGGAGCGCUUUCUGGAAAAGCCGGAGCUGGUGGUGGUGGAGCAGCCAAAGGAGCGCGGGAUGAGAUUUCGCUACGAGUGUGAAGGACGAUCAGCAGGCAGCAUCCUCGGAGCCUCCAGCACCGAAGUCAACAAGAGUUUACCAGCCAUUGAAAUCCAGGGUCCCACUGACAACAUCAAGAAAGUGACGGUCACCGUGUCUCUAGUGACAAAGGACAUCCCUUACCGCCCACAUCCACACUGUCUGGUUGGUAAAGACUGUUCGGAUGGCAUCUGUGUAAUCCAGAUUAAUCCCAAUAGUUCUCGCAGACACAGUUUCGCGAAUUUGGGUAUCCAAUGCGUGCGGAGGAAGGAACUUGAUCAGUCGUUGGCGAGGAGGAGAAAUAAGAAUAUCGAUCCUUUUAACACGGGGCACUCCAAGAGCAUUGAAGACAUGGAUAUGAAUGUGGUGAGACUCUGUUUCCAGUGUGAACUGGAGCGAAAAGACGGAGACAGGUUUCAGCUCGCCCCUGUAGUGACCAAUCCCAUCUAUGACAAAAAGGCGACCACAACGGCAGAACUGAAAAUCAAUCGGCUUAAUGUCAUCAGAGGUCCUUGUACAGGAAAGACUGAAAUUUAUAUGCUCUGUGACAAAGUCCAAAAAGAUGACAUCGAAAUAAUCUUCAACUUGGACGACUGGGAAGCCAAAGCGGAGUUUGCUCAGACAGACGUCCACAGACAGAUCGCCAUCGUCUUCAAGUCCCCACCCUUCCGGGAGCAGAACAUUAGCGAGGAGGUGGAGGUUAAUGUCUGUCUCCGCCGUAUUUCUGAUCGGAUGGACAGUGAGCCAGUCAAGUUUACCUAUGUUCCAGAUAAUGCAGAUCCAUAUGGACUGAACCGCAAGCGGAAAAUGAAAUCGGACAUUCAAAAGUUCAGCGAGCCGUGCAGUGUCCCUCAAGUUCCCACAGGUCAAGACCUCUUUGUGAAAGAUCCCAUCCCAUCACAGCAAUUCGAGCCAUUCUAUCCUAUUCCGGAGUGUAGUGUUCCUAACGUUCCGAUGGCGAUCCCUGUCCAGGAUGGAGCCGUUCAGGAAAUUCUAUAUGAGGAUUUUAAACAUGAAGACACUUGCAUUAGUCUGGAUCCAGACGCUCUGGAAACCAUCUACAACAGCAUUAGUCAGUGCUUAGGUUUCAGCUUUAUAGACAACGCAGAUGCAAACACAAACUUAGAGGUCAACCAACCAUUAAUGAACAUGUCUACUAUAAACGACGCACACUUUAGUCAGAUGGUGAACGAGAGCCAGCCCUAUCUAGCGGACCUGGAGAACGUGGAUGACGUCUUAUACCCUGUGAAAAGUGAGGAUGUACCGGACAUUUAAAUUCUCCUGUGGACUUUGGAGGUACUGUACAGAUGCUGCUUGACUUUGAACACAAUGUGGACCAGGAUGACCUGCAGUUCGGUAGUUUAAAAAGACUUAAAAAGCUGCUCAACCGCUUUUAAUGGGCCAGUUGUGAAAAUUUGCUAAUUUAUUGUUUGGCUUUAAGAGUAGAUGCCAGCUAUUAGUAGAUAAGUAGUCUCACACUUAAGGUCACUAACAUAUUUAAGCACGGUAUGUAAUGUGAUGUUUGUCAUUGGUUAACAUUUCUGAAUGGUUUCGACUGUGAAGUAUAGGAUAAAAAUUAAAUAACCCAUUUGAACAUAAUUCUUCAGUUCUAGCAGUUAGGUUUGAUAACGUAAAUCACACCACCUGACACGACGUGAUAAACAUCAAUAUCUACUGACUGUUUACAGCCGCUGUGAUUUGCAUGCGGUGAAAUUUGAUUUAAUAGUGGCCUAUUUGGUGUGACACAGACCCAUUGUUGAUUUGAAUAACGUAUGAAGAGCUCAGAUGCAAAACCCUCUGUGUGCGUCUGACUUGUUUUCUUGUAAAUAAGCAUUUUUUAUCAGGCUCUUAUGUUUAGGUUUAGUAAUUACACUUUAAUGGCAAUGAAAAGGUUAUUAGUCAGUAAUUGAAAUACCUUUACAAAUGUCACUUAAAGGCGCUCUAAGCGAAUUCACGCAUUUUAGACCAUAAAACAUUUUUUGUUACAUACAGCAAACAUCUCCUCGCUAUCUGCUUGCUGCCUGUCCGCUGAUCAAACUGUAAAAAACGUGAUCUCUGUAGACAGCUCAGGCUCCACAAACUGCAAUAAAAACAAAGUGGCCAAACCUAGCACCACGAAACAUAACAAAGUGUUCCAGCCAAUAAACGACAAGAAGGAUUUGGGGGUUGGGUGCGUUCAUAAAAGCACGGAAGGGAGGGGGAGGAGUUAGCUACACUCCGUUUGUUUGAGAACAGUUCAAACAUCAACAAAAAGUGACGUAACACAGAUUCGCUUAGAGCGCCUAUUAAGUCAUUUCAUUGGUAUUUAACAAAUUUGACUAUCUUUUACUGCAAAACCCUCUAAGUCGCCAUUCACUUUUCACUUUCUUUGCUGAAUAAACGUAUAGAAAGCCAUCAAAGCGAAAGUAUUUGAUGAACGUACAAUCUUGCGCUCAAUAUUAUUGUCAUUAUAUAUAUAUAAAAUAUGGUCAAUAUCAUUCUCAUUUUUGAUGGAGGUGGCAUUUAGCCGCUUUUGCAUCUGAGCUCCUUUUGUAUAUACGUGCUGGAUAAAGUCGAAGUGCUGUCACUUUACCCAGAUCUGUGAAACCGGACUAGUGAGAUUUAUCUCAGACGAAAGCGUUUUCGUGACGUAAAAAGCACAUUGUGGAUUGAAUUUGAAUUUUUUUAAACUUUUUAAAAUGCACUAAAAUGCACCUAAUGACGCAGACUCUAAGUUAAACUUUUACUUUAAAGUCUUCCCCUUAUGAAAAUGUAUAGACUUUACUACAAAUACUAAAAAAAAUCAAUGAACCAUGAUUACCACAAAGGUUGUCAUAGUUUAACCAUUCAUUUUUACUAUACAAAACACGGUAGCGAUAGCCCUUUAAGGCUGUGACACACAAAACAGACAUUAAAGGACCAAGAAAAAUUCGCUCAAUAUAAUUACAUAUCAAAUGUGAAAUAUUUGUAACCCUGUCUAUGAAAGCUAAAGUCUGAUAAUCUAAUGAUGAGAUUAAGAGCAUCAGCUGUCAGUGUGUAUAGAUACGUCGUGUCUGCAGGAACAUUACAUUACAUUACAAAUGGAGGAAUGUAGUUAAAAUACAGUAUGUAGUCACUGGCAUAUAAAGUGUAGUGCUUUGUCUGUUUUAACUGUACAUAUUAAUACACAUUAAUGUUUUGAAGGAAGCAUCAUUGUAAUCAUUGGAAGACAUUUCGUUCAUAUGUAAAUAUAUAUAUAUGUGUCUGUAUUACUGCUGUGAUUCAUCUUUUUGUCGCUUUACACCUAAUAUGUGUAACGUGAAUAAAGUUGUGUUGUGAAAAACAAA
This is a messenger RNA of Misgurnus anguillicaudatus (oriental weatherfish), 4130 nucleotides long. The record is from RefSeq and is a predicted model, not a curated record. NCBI's taxonomy places the organism in Eukaryota, Metazoa, Chordata, Actinopteri, Cypriniformes, Cobitidae.